Polistes canadensis is the source of this 2609-nucleotide messenger RNA. RefSeq names its product protein FAM69C (gene aln). Bases 451 to 1680 code for a protein of 409 amino acids. NCBI's taxonomy places the organism in Eukaryota, Metazoa, Arthropoda, Insecta, Hymenoptera, Vespidae. The transcript has 5 exons. The record is from RefSeq and is a predicted model, not a curated record.
UCUUUCUCUCUUAUUCUUUAAUUCUCCCACGCUUACACUACUGGGUUGUACUACACGGAAAGGGGGUAAAUUCGUGCGUGGAAGAAAAAAAAAAAAGAAAAGAAAAGAAAAGAAAAGAAGAGAAAAAGAAAAAAAGAAAAAAAAUACAAAAAGAAAAACACGCGCGAGUUAGUAAUAGAGCACUGUCGGUCGUCAGUCAGUUAGAAAAAGGGGAUCAUCAUUGACGUGAAGAAUUCGACAUGAGACAACGACAUGCCGGCAAAAACUAUAACGAUUGAUACAACGAUAAAGUUAAAUAAAUUUGUCGAAAAAUUAAAAGGGUGCUGUUGUUGGUGGUGUUGGUGGUGGUGGUGUUUUUCUGAAUUCAUUCUUGUCGAACAACAAAAUAACAUAAUUGUUCGUUCUUGAUAAUAGAAGAAAUUAAUUAUAAUAAAAAAAAAGUUGUUCAAAAUGAACAUCCGGAGAUUGCCCGGUUUCUUCUAUCACUACAAGAUGCUAGGUGGUCUCCUAGUAUCAGCAUUCCUAUUUGUCAUCUAUCUUCUAUUUCACUGGGGUAUAAUGUGCACGAAUUUAGAAGCUUGGCGACACGUUAUCAGCGUGUGCAGAACACACAACGAUGGCACGGCUAUGGGAAUUUUAUGUCAACCGCUUUGCACCGAAAAAGGCAUACAUUCUUUGGCAUGUGAAACAUUGCAUACCGGCAAGGAAGCAGUAUUUUCUGCACAUUGGGAAGCUACAAGACUCGUAUUUAAAGCUUACAGAACUAAAACUACCUCGGAAGAAUACGAGUCAUUAUUUUGGAUCGACGCGUUCGAUGCCAAACAUUUUCCCACGGAAGAAGAUUUCGGUAUUAUGAUAAAGGAUCUAGUUGCUAAUAAAUUAAAUUACACGGUUACUACGCAACAAAUGCAAAGACUAGCGCGUUUGAGAACACACAAGAUCGAGGUUGAUACCAAGAGACGUCAAUUAGAAAUGGAAAACGUUUGGCCACUUUUACAGGAAAACGAAUAUCUGAUAACGAUAUUAUUCGAAGAUCAUGACGUUUUUCCACAAUUAAUCGGCACCUGUGGAACAUUUUAUGCCGUUGAAUACGUAAGACCUAUAGAAACACCUACGACGGCAUUGGCACUAUCCGACUCUAAACCAGAAUGGGCCAAGAGAUUGAAGCUAGCCGUCAUGAUCAUGGAUCUCUUGGAAGAACUUGAGACGAAUUUUCCCGAACCAUUUUAUCUAUGCGACGUCAAGAUAAAUCAUUUCGGAUUACCACUCGGUGGACAAAAGCUCAAGUUUCUUGAUUUGGACGCGGUAUUUCCUAAAACCAUUAUCGGACGCAUCACCGCCGACGGGAAGACCUGCAAGAGACACGAGGAUUGUGAUUUUUUCGAUUGCAGAUCUUUAUGCUCGAAAAAUCAACGAUGCGAAUCACCAGUUGUUAAUAAUAAUCUACAGAUCAUAUGCGAGAAAAUUUUUCUCGGUUGGACACUCUCAGGAACUAUCAUUCUACCUGGUUUAUUGAUGUCAGAACAUACCACUAGUUCACUCGCUGUUCUUUUAAGACAGUGUGCUAAUCCAGCCGGGGAUACUGCUCAUUUGCCACGUGCAUCUGUUCCGGAUAAUUUGAAGACACGAUUGUACAAUACUUUGAGCGAUAUGGAACAAGAUGUAUCCGCUUCCUUGUGAAGGACAAUUAACAAUAAGGUGUCCCCUGUUAAAUAAUAAGCCACGCACAUUACUUUACCUCUCCCCUAGCAUUCACCACCACCCCCAUUUAUUUUCUAAUGUAGAAACAUUGUUGAUAAUAUAUAUAUAUAUAUAUGAUGGCGACGAUAAAUUGUUAUUCGAUAAAGAACAACAAGAAAAAAUGAAUAUAUUUAAUAUAGAUAUUUACGUGCGUAGAUUAUCGCGUAACUAUUUCUAUCUAACAUAUUGAAAUGUACCAAAUAUUUUUCAGGUCUAUUAUGUAGAACGUUUAUUGACCCUUGCGGAAGGAAGAGUUUGAUCUUAUAAAAAUAUUACCUAACUAACGUUCUAAGAUAUAAUCUUUUAUUUAUUCUCUAUUUCUUUAUUUUCACUCAAUCAUUCUCUUUCCUUCUUGUUACGUAUUUCAACUAUUUUGUAGGGGGGCCUAACAAAACUUAACAAAGAAACAUCACGAAUUUUGUAUUUGUCCUUUUGUUACCUUGAACAGGUUUUGUUGGUAUCAUAUUCGUGGAAACUUUAAAAUAAAAAUAUUCUUUUAUCUCUCAUAUAUAUAUAAACGUAUUAAACUUUCCAACAAUGAGCAACAGAGAAUGAUUGACACUUAAAUGUAAUCUAGUUUUUCUGGUCCUCUUAUAUUAUACUUGGGUUAAUAAACUUUAUCGGGCAGAAAAAUAAUGUAUCGUUAAUCUUAAAAGUAAUUCUCAUAAGGGUGUGGGCCAGGGAUGGUAUGAGGGGUGUAAUUGUAGAAAAUCUUUCAAUUGAAAUCUACAAGUAUGAAAAUACACACGGCACUAAUUCUAAAUAAUUUAUAAUACUAUUUGGAGGACCACAUCAAAAAACGUUACUUAUAAAAACGUUUCCUUCCUCUAUUUUUCUUCAAAUAAUAAUAUAAUUAAAUACCUGUUUCU